Nerophis lumbriciformis (worm pipefish) is the source of this 492-nucleotide messenger RNA. The record is from RefSeq and is a predicted model, not a curated record. Lineage: Eukaryota; Metazoa; Chordata; Actinopteri; Syngnathiformes; Syngnathidae.
AUGAUCUCUCGCCGCUCGUCAUCAAAACAUCAUGAGAUGGCAUUCAAAAACAAAGCGGUCGACUCGAAGACCGUAGUGUUCAACCUGCUGCUGUGCCUGCUCAUCUUCUAUGCUCUGUUUUACAUGAUUGCCAGUGUUUGUUUCGGUGCUUUCAGGUUGGAUAACUUCGAUGGCCGAAUACCUUUUGACUUCAAAACAAAGCUGGAGGACUCCACCUCGAAGUACCUAGUCAACCUGCUGUCCUUGGAGCUCACUUACUUCUGCUGUGGCUUGCUGUUUGCCGCCGUCGUGAAGAAAAGGGUGUGGGACUAUGCCUUCACUGUCACACUUCUGCAUAUCAUCAUCACCAGCCUUGUGAUGCUGGAGUUUCCCCUAACAUGGCAGUGGUGGUUGGCUUUAGGUUGCGGCUUGCUUCUGAUGAUCUGCAAUGGUCAGCUGAUUGCUUACUUCGCCUGCCAGGAUGACCAAAGCUAUGUUACGUUUGCCAUUUAA